Molecule: messenger RNA, 2896 nt
Organism: Pocillopora damicornis (cauliflower coral)
Lineage: Eukaryota; Metazoa; Cnidaria; Anthozoa; Scleractinia; Pocilloporidae
Product: cyclin-F
Molecular function (GO): protein binding
Source: RefSeq, a predicted model, not a curated record
CUCAGAAAACCAGCCGUUGUAUGUGCCUCUCUAAUUCAUCGGUAGUUUGGGACAGAAUCUGUGCUCUAAACAACAGAUUUCCUUUCUAAGAAUAGUUGUAAAUUAGUCACUAUCGUCUAGCACAAAAUAGUUUAGCCGCGCUUUCGAAAAAUGAAGCUUCGAACGCGAAUUCCAUCACGAGCGAGGGCCUCACUUCUCGCCUUACCAGAGGAAGUCAUCCUUCUCAUUCUCAAGCGUUUUACAGCAAACGAAUUAAUGAAUCUGAGAAUGGUUUGUUCUAGACUCAAGAUACUCGUAGACGAAUCAUCCAGCCUCUGGAUUUCAGCUUCUUUUCUUGGAGUUUGGCCAUCACUCAAAAAUCUGCCUCUUCUUCAAAGGGCAGCCAAUUUGGGGAAUCCAGAAGCUCUUAUCAAGCUUGGACUCGCUCAUUUGUAUAACGAAGGAAUUUCAGAGAAUGGAGAGAAAGGUGUCAAUGCAAAAGAAAACGGUCGUCUAGCGGCAGAAUUCUUCUUUAAAGCUGAAAGUACCAUUCAAAAUGGUGCACCAUUUACAUGGUUUUUUGUGCGUCCUCCAUGGGCACCUUCUGGUGUGUGCUGUAAAUCCUGUGUGUUCAAUAGUAUGGUGGAGCUCUGUUCAGAUCCAGUGGUCAAUAACUCAAUGUUGUACAGUGUAGGAAAAAUCCUUAGUUUGCAUGAGGAUGGGCAGAAAAAAGAAGAGAGUCUGCAAUGGCUGAAAAAUGCUGCAAAGCAAGGGUCUUGUCAUGCUGCAUAUGAUCUAUGGAAAUUAAGAUUUUGCGAAGGUCCAAUGGAACCUUACUCAAAACUGGAGAGACUACGUGAACUGAGAGACUGUGCCAAAACCAGUCAUCCUGAUGCUCAACUCACUCUAGCCCUUGAAUAUGCUAAAGGAAAUCUGGGUGGGGUCACUAAAACACAAGUGGCAGAAUUUACAUCACAGUUUGUCUCAAGAUCUAGGCCACUUAAUAGCCACAAGCUUUUUAAGUUUCAAACUGAACUCAACAGCACAAUGAGAUAUAUCUUAGUUGACUGGCUUGUAGAAGUAGCUGUGAUGAAGGAUUUUCCAAGUCAGAUAGUUCAUAUCGCUGUUAGCUGUGUAGAUCAAUAUUUAAUGCAACGCAAAGUGCAGAGAUCAGAGUUGCAACUUCUUGGAAUCACUUGCAUGUUGAUAGCAGCAAGGUUUCAAGGAACAGAUAUUGUCACCAUAAGGGAAGCUGCCUGGUUAACUGAUGGCACCUACAAGUAUGAAGAAGUAGUAAGAAUGAUGGGUGAGGUGAUGUCCUCUAUCAAGGGUCAAGUCAGGGUUCUCACCAUUCCCGAUUUUCUACAGCUGUUUUGUUCCUUAGCAGCAGUUAGUCAAAAGACUGAAUGUAUUGCAGGGUAUGUGGCAGAUUUGUCCAUUCUUCAUACAGAAUGUGGAAGGUUCUCACCAGCUGUGACAGCUGCAUCGUCAGUUUUGUUGGCAAAUGCAAUUCAAAAAAUUGCAACACCAUGGCCACUACACAUGCAUGAAAUGACUGGCCUCAGUCUUGUGGAUCUUCUGGAUUGUACUCUUCAUUUACAUCAACAAUGCCUAGUUGAUGAUUGCCCUACAGAUCAUAGAAAUGUAAAGCUGAAAGCUAUUAAACAAAGAUAUUCAGAUGAAAGGUUCUUGAAAGUUAGCGAAAUAAAGGUUCCCAACCGAGAAGAGUUACGUCUUUUUCUCCAUUCUGAAGCGCUCUGUGGAAAACGCUUUGUUCGCGGUCAAGCAGUGGCGAAGCAUGUUGGGCUUGCGCAGCACAUCAAUGCUGACGACAGUAUUUUGAAUACGAGUAUCAGCAGUUUGUCUGAGAGUGGUUACGAGGGAGAUAUGGAAGAUGAAGGUGAACAUAACAUUGAUGAUCCUCUUCUUGACGAGGAAUUGUUUAGCGAGCUAGCUGAUGGUGAACACGCCAUGUUAAACAAGCAAUCAAGGGACUCUUCCUUCCUUAACUGGGAGGAUUUUCCUAGAACAAGCUCAACGCCGAGUAUUCUUCAUCCAGCUGGAUUUCAAAAUGGGUUUGAUUUUGAAGUGCAGGACAUGGAGACAGACUCAGAACCCGUGCAUAUAGACAAUGGUAUUCACAGCGCGCGCGAAGUGUGCGUGCCAGUAGUUCUAGAGCCAGAUGAAAAUAUGGAGGUAGUGGAAAAUUGUGCGAAACCAUCGGCUUCAAGUCUGGGACGCAGGCCCUUAAGAUGUAUCGAGAACAACAAUGUCCCUUCUGGGGUUCCUAUUUCUUUGAAAUCCGAGCGAAGAACUUCUGCUUGGAGUCAAUCAGUCGCUCAAUGAACUUGCCUUUGUGGCUAGUAUUUUGCGCCCGUUUCUUUAUCUCUGCUCUUUACUAUGGCUUGAAUCUUUUGUUUACGAGUCUCGCAUUUUUAAAUUGUGCGAUCACAUUGACGAAUCCAAGCAAAAUUAUAUUUUAGUGCAUGUGUGUCGAAAAUACCUAUCUAUCGGUUCAAUAGUUUUAUCCCCACAUCAAUUUUAACCUCAAUAUCUUUCUAGUGCAAAUUGUAUAAUUGUAUAUAUUCAUUAAGGAAUCAUAACCUACAUUUUGGCAUACUCAACAUUCUACAGUCCUCGACGUUUCUUUGUUUCUCUUUCGUUUUUCCUCUCUUGCACUUCGGCUAAGUCUCCAAGUUUGAUCAUGAAACUGAGAGGACCGAUAACGAGGUUGAAAAUGCCGUUAUUUAUCUUGUACAGGACCAAAAAAUAGUCUCCAAUUGAUAUUUUUAAGAGUAUGUGUUGCUGUUUUUGGGUAAAGGCCUGCUAGAAAAUUAACGGGAGAAUUUAUUGUGCUAAUGCUUACAAUGUGGCACUUCGAUAGUGUCCAAAAAUAAAUAUAUAUAUAUUUCUUAGA